Molecule: messenger RNA, 834 nt
Organism: Crotalus tigris (Tiger rattlesnake)
Lineage: Eukaryota; Metazoa; Chordata; Lepidosauria; Squamata; Viperidae
Gene: NDUFS4
Product: NADH:ubiquinone oxidoreductase subunit S4
Exons: 5
Coding region: 42-533 (163 amino acids)
Biological process (GO): electron transport chain
Source: RefSeq, a predicted model, not a curated record
CCUAGCGGCACUCCUUCCCGGAAGCAGCUGUUCACACCAUCAUGGCGGCGGUGGUGCUGCUGCUGCGGGAAAUCUCAAUGACAAGGGCUGCGGCGAGACACCUGCUGCGUGGGGGAGGCAGAGGAAAAAGGAGUGAAGCUGUCCUCGGCAUUGGGGCCAGGCCUUUGAAGACUUCCACGUGGCCGCUGGCACAGGACCAAACCCAAGAUACACAACUUAUCACAGUUGAUCAAAAAUUGGACAUUAGCCCUCUAACUGGUGUUCCGGAGGAGCAUAUUAAAACAAGAAAAGCGUAUAUUUUUGUUCCAGCCCGUAAUGCCAUGCAAGCUGGGGUUAAUAACACAAAAAAAUGGAAAAUGGAAUUUGACACAAGGGAGCGUUGGGAAAACCCACUGAUGGGUUGGGCAUCUUCAGCGGAUCCUCUGUCCAAUAUCCAGCUAACUUUCUCUACAAAAGAAGAUGCUAUUGCAUUUGCUGAAAAAAAUGGAUCCUCUGCUACCAGGCAUAUUUUCAAAACUUGGCUUGACAUCUGAUAGAGAGGUAUGAAUGCAUAAGAUUACAGCCUUCAUGUGUCAACUGUCGGUCCUGGUCCAUCAGCAGGAGCGGUGAAAGUUGGAACACACAGUUAAUGAGAUCUGACAAACCUGAGAACAGGUGUAGGUCACAUUUAAGGCAUAUCUGUCUUAAAGGAUUAUUGUUCACUGCCUUUUGCAAAAGAAUAAACUAGUAAUUGCAUAUUGUGUAUCAAAUAUGUUGGUAUUUCUUUUCUGUUAGCUCUUAAAAGUUUGAAGUUACUUUUGUUUGUGUUGCACUUGCUCACUAUCACCAACUAUA